This is a messenger RNA of Filobasidium floriforme, 1731 nucleotides long. RefSeq names its product putative serine/threonine-protein kinase orb6. Bases 1 to 1731 code for a protein of 576 amino acids. NCBI's taxonomy places the organism in Eukaryota, Fungi, Basidiomycota, Tremellomycetes, Filobasidiales, Filobasidiaceae. The transcript has 10 exons. The record is from RefSeq and is a predicted model, not a curated record. Gene Ontology annotation, biological process: intracellular signal transduction; peptidyl-serine phosphorylation. Gene Ontology annotation, molecular function: ATP binding; protein serine/threonine kinase activity.
AUGAACAAUACUUCCCCCGCACCCCCUGUCCCUGGGCUCAACCUCUCGUCUACCCACGCUGCAGCUCUGCAGCCGGGGAGCAUGAUCAACCCGGGUAUGCCUAGUGGUGUGUCGACCCCCAUCGGAACGGGGGGGAAUCAAGCGGGAGGGUAUAUGGGAGCGAAAGGACAGGCUCCACCUCCUCCUAGUCCUGGGAGAGCUGCGGCGGAACAACUCGCUGGGAUGUCCCUCUCCGACUCCGGUUCUAGGGAGAUGUCUUCUUCCUCUUCCUCGUCCACCCCGACACCCAACAACAAUAAAGGACCGGAUUACGUCUACUUCCAAAGAAACCCUUCACAGUACCCCACGCAUGUUACCCAGAAAUCCACGGCUACGAAGAUGCGUAUGGAAUUGUAUUACAAACAAGCCGUCGAGGGUGUCGUACAGCGAAAGGAAAGACGGGUCGCUUUGGAGAAGAAUCUGAUGAGCGAAGGAGGGAGGGGGAUGGAGGAUUGGCAAAAGGCGAAACAGCUCCAAGGGCUGGGAAGGAGGGAGACCAAUUACCUCCGAUUGCGUCGGACCAAGAUCGGGCUGGGCGAUUUCAAGACGGUCAAGGUCAUCGGAAAAGGAGCUUUCGGGGAGGUCCGGUUGUGUCAAAAGACCGAUACCGGCAAGAUCUACGCUAUGAAGACGUUGAUGAAGAACGAAAUGUUCAAGAAGGAUCAGCUCGCCCACGUCAGAGCCGAACGAGAUGUCCUCGCCGAGUCCAACUCGCCCUGGGUCGUACAACUCUACUACUCGUUCCAGGACUCUGAUUAUCUGUACUUGGUCAUGGAGUUCUUGCCCGGAGGUGAUCUGAUGACGAUGUUGAUCAAGUACGACACGUUUUCGGAAGACGUUACCAAGUUUUACAUGGCCGAGUGUAUCCUGGCGAUCGAGGCCGUUCACAAGCUGGGCUUUAUCCAUCGUGAUAUCAAACCCGACAACAUCCUGAUCGACGGACAAGGUCACGUCAAGCUCUCCGACUUUGGUCUCUCCACCGGGUUCCACAAGCAGCACGACUCUUCCUACUACCAAAAGUUGCUUGGGGGCGGGAACGGCUCCGAGAACAAUUCGCCCAACCUCGAUGCCGGCCAGGGCAGGUCGUCGGGUGCGGGCGCGAGGAACAGCGUCAUGGUCAAUGCCAUCAAUCUGCAGAUGACUUCCAAGGGGGAUAUCGCUACGUGGAAGGCCAACAGGAGAAAGUUGGCCUAUUCAACCGUAGGGACUCCCGAUUAUAUCUCCCCCGAGAUCUUUUUGCAGAAAGGUUACGGAAAGGAGUGUGAUUGGUGGUCCCUGGGAGCGAUCAUGUACGAGUGUCUCGUCGGCUACCCGCCGUUCUGCUCGGAGAGUCCUCAUCAGACCUACCAGAAGAUCAUCAAGUGGGAAGAUUACCUGCAGAUCCCUAAUGACGUUCACCUCAGCCGUGAGGCAGAGGGUAUGAUUCGGGGACUUUUGAGCCACGCGGACACUCGUCUGAACAUCGACCAGAUCAAGGCUCACCCCUUCUUUUACGGUGUCGACUGGAACACCAUCCGGAACAUCGACGCCCCCUUCGUACCUCAUCUCAGGUCGAUGACCGAUACGUCCUACUUCCCUACCGAAGACUUGGACCAGGUGCCCGACCUCCCGGCUCCCAGAGAGCCCGGGAACGGUGCUGCCAAAGACCUGGCCUUUUUGGGUUAUACCUUCCGCCGAUACGAGAUGCUUUGA